UUGCCUUUUCAGUUGUUCAUUUAAUGUUACGUUUUACAAUCGAGGUGUAGACACGUAUAACGCCACAUAGAGGAGAUAUAUUCAGUGAAGAAGUGGAACUUUUCUAACUAAUUUUCCUAUUUGUAAAAUGUCGGUAUAAAAUGUAGGCCUUACUGUAAAUGACAGUCUGCUCUAAAUGCAUAUGUUUGCCACACCUAAAAUAUUUUAAUGGACAUAAAGUAUUCCAUUCAUGGGCAGUUUUCAGUUUGUGCUUGAUGUUUAAAAGCUCAAUCAUCUACUCAACUGCGUCUACUAGCGGAGUGGAGACAAGAAAGCAAAUCAGUCUCAAAAUGGAUGCGGGGUGACAUAAGUUUCUGUUUCUUUUUUGGAAGCACUACUUUACGUUGAGUUAAUAUUGCAUUACUCGGUGAAUAUAUAUAUAUAUAUAUGCUAUUUGUGACAUAUCUGAGUAUAGUGUCAGAAAAAUUCACAAAAUAUCGAAGUGUGUUCUAAUCGCGACGUUUUUUCUUUUUCGUACUUCUUCCUGGUUGCAACGUAUGUGGAAACUUGCCUUUGGCACAAAGACUUCGCCAAAUAAUUCAUAUGGAUUGGCUACAUUUUUCUCGGAAUAGACGAAUUAAAAGUAUCGGAAUGUCAAUGGAAGACGGAGGUGGUCUGCGAAUGUCAAGAGGAGAAAAAGGCACAAACUGAUUUCAUACGUUUUUUUCAACCAUGGAAAUCGAGAAUGGUGCCGCAAGAGGUGUUUUGUUACCUGUACUACCAGGUUCUGAGCCCUUCGACAACAGUAUUCUGCCUCCACUGCAGAACAUGUACAUGUAUGAGGAGUCCAAGCAGUCUUUCAGAUACAACUCGGCUUUCUUGAUAAAGAAUACCACCCUGCAAGAGCGGUAUGAGGCCUUCCGAACUGAAAGGAGAGGCAUGGGAUACUCAGAGGAAGAACUGGAGGAGUCCUAUGGGUUCUUACUGUUUGACGACAAAAAUAAGGCAAAUAAACUGGGAGAAACUGGUGUAAUCCCUGGUCACAGUACAUGCUCAACGCUUGGAGAUCCUUCAAAGGGUGUGUACGUGUCCAAGUACUCUGACUGCCUGGACCUAAACCGCUGGUACCACGGGAAGUCUGGAUACAUCGCCAUCAUCAGACUCACCAAGGGCAGAGUGAGAGAUGUGACAGAGAACUACACAGUAAACUACACCCCUCCCUCUAAUGGGUUUGACUGUCAUGUAUCAGAGCAGCUCAGUGCUGUGUCAGCCAACACCAGCUCCUUCCUGGCCUUUGAGAGAACACAGUACUACAUGUAUGAGCUGCCUCGUGGAGGGGCUGACUCGACAGUCCAGCCUCCUAGCCAUGCCUGCCCAUUCGCUAUAGUGGCUUUUUCCUAUUGGGAUACCAAGACACCUGCAGCAGAGGACGAAGAGAAGAGUGAGGAAGAAAAAACAGUGUUUCACUACUACCCCUGGAGGGGUCAGCUCCAAAUCAGCUCCCAGGUCUACCAUGUGGGUCUGAAGUCUAGCACUGGACCCCUGAUUCCAGCUAAACUUCCAACAGUAAUGGCAGUUGACGGAGCCAUUAAAAUGUCAGAUCUAAGGCAGAAAUUACCAAAAGCUAUGUUUGAAACCUGCUUCAUCGGUGAAGUUUCUCUGGAAGGAAUGGGUUGGAGUCUGUAUGAGCUGGCACCCAGUGAGGCUGAGGACACCUCUCUCUCUCAGCUCACACAUGAGCUCAAGGAGAAAGACCUGGCCCUCGUAAUACAACUGAAUGAUAGUGGUUUCCUUAUACUGUUACAUUCAUCUCACUUCCUCACAUAUGAAGAUGCUGGGUCCAAUAAGCCAGAGGUAUUGCAGGGGAUGUUUGUGUUUCCGGAUUCCAGAGCUAUACAACGAGACACCAAGAUCUGCUCGAAGAAGCCCUCCCUCUCACCAGAGGGCCUCCAGGUGGUGCCUGCACUGAACUACGCAGAGACAGAGGUGGAAAAGUGCCUCCCUGAACAGAGUGGGGAGCUACGUGGUUUACUAGAGCAGCAUAUCCAGAGCUACGCUGCCCUCAUCCACCCUGGGCUUACUAUCAGUCCAUCCAGGGAAGCCAGCAUCUUCCCAGAUCAGUUUGAUGUUCCUGACGCCCUCAAAUAUCUCUACUCCACCCCAAAGUGGACUGAAAUGGGAUGGAAAUGUCUCAAGUCUUACUUCCACCAGCCGGGCUCCUUCGAGCUCUCUGUAUCCAGGGCCACGGAGCUCCUGGCGGCUGGACGAGAGGAGCGAGGGGAUGAGCCAGAUGAUGACGUCUACUACUGUCUGUCAUCUCCAGAAGGCCCCCCCAUGACUCCUGCUAGUCUGGGUGGCCCAGAGGAGGAGCAGUCAGGGGGACAGUCACCAGGAGACACAGCUGACACAGCCACAUACAUAAGUAAUGCACUGGCAGUAUCUACAGAGGACUUUGAGAAACCUGGUAUGACCAAGGCAGACAGUAAUGCACCAAAUAAAAGAGUAGAGGAAGAGAAGACCUUGUCUUCAAAGGAGGUGCAAGACAAGGUGCAACAUGUGCAACCCAAGGAGGUGCAGGAGGAAGUGCCCUGUGAUCUUACCAAGCCUGCCGUCCCAGCAGGGGACUUUGCGAAACCUGUCUUGAAGAAGGCUGACAGUAAUGCACCAGGGACAUCUUUGAUUCCAAAAGAGGUGCAGAAGGAGCUUCCCUAUGAUCUUUCCCAGCCUGUUGUGUUGGCAGAUGUUUCUGGGAAGCCUGGGAAGAACAAGGCCGUACCAGGGGUAGGAGUAGAGGAUGAAGGGACACAUUUGAACGCAGAGGAAGUCCAAGUGGAUAGGCAAAAGGAGGUGAAAGAGGAUAUGCUUUCUGAUCUUUCACAGCCUGCAGAAAACUUGAGGAAAGCUGGCCGUGCAGUGUUGGGUAAGGCAGACUGUAAAGCACCAGAGGUAGGAGUAGCGAAUGAAGGGACAAACUUGCACCUGAAAGAGGUGCAAAAGGAUAUGCCCUCUGGUCUUUCACAGCCUGCAGUCUCUCAAGAGGAAUUGAAGAAACCUGGGCCGGCCCUGGCAACCAAGCCCAACAUUAAAGCAGUAGAGACAGGAGUAGAGGAUAAAGGGGGGGAUUUGCCUAAGAAGGAGGUGCAGGAGGAGGUUCCGUGUGAUCUUUCCCAGUUUGCAGUGUCGGCAAAUGUUUUUGCAAUAGCUGGUAUGACAGUGAUGACCAAGGCCACAGAGGUGACAGAGGUUUCAACCUCACCUGCAUCAGGUGACCUCCCAACAGUGCUAGUCAUCACUGCCACUGAAGGAACUGCAACCGUUGUACCUCAUAAUGAGAACUUUGGCUUGAUCAAUACAGAGUCGAACACAAAGAACUCCUCCAGUUUGCCACCAGCCAAAGUACAGGAGAGAGGUGGAAGUGCUCUCAAUGGGCAACGUGGCAAGGCCAAUGAGGUCAAUAAUUUAUCUACAUCAGAUUGGAGGAAACGGCCAAGGAAACGGCGUAGAUUUAGCGGGUUGGGUAAACGGGUCUUGAGGUCUUCGGCAGCUGACUUUGAAGAGGAAGAAACUGAGAAGGGAUGUUUGGAUUCAAGUAAAGUCUACUCAUUGAAAAAGAGGAAGGAAAUGACAGAUUUAGUUCAACUUAACCCAUGGAAAAAGAAGGAAAGGAUGGAUGUAACCCAGGUUCGUCCAUUGAAAAUGCAGAGGGAACUAAUGAAUUUGAUCCAAGAUCUGCCUUUAAAAAAGAAGAAGGAAAGCAAGGAUUCAAUUAACUUUUACCCAUUCAAAAGAAAGGAAAGUGUGGAUCUAAUUCACGACGGCCACCCAUUGAAAAAGAAGACAGAUCGGUGGGACUUGAAGGCAAUCAUCUCUGAAUGCGGUAGAAUCUUUGUCCCUCAUGGUUCCGCAGUUAUCGCCAAGGAUAUAGAAUCUUUGAAAGUUAUGGGGAAAGUGAUAGAUCACAAACAAUGUGCUGAUGAGAUGAUGGUUGAAGCUUGUAUCAAAGUACCCCAACCCAUAGAAACAGGAGAUGAACCUGGCCUAGAGUUGAUAAAGUCAGAUGAAAACAAAGAUCCGCACAUAUGGAGUUCAGACAGUAAAGACCAUCCACCAGAGGUCAAAAUGGCUGAUGUAGACAAGAUGGCCUCUCAGAAAUCCUCAGAUCUGGUCCAGAACAAAGACAUGGAUUUUCCUUCCUUAGAAAAACACAAAAAGAAUAGUCAAUUUGUUGCAAUAUCCCUCAGUAAACUAAAGACAGUUUUUUCAAGAAGGGGAAAGAAGAAAACACCUCUCAAACCUGUUUCAGAAGAUCAAAUGUUACCAUUGGACAAAAAAAGCAAGGCCGAUGCUGGCAUGAAAAGUGUUAAUUUCAGUCAUUCCUGCAAAGAUACCCCGGACAGAACCACAGGUGCUGCUGAAGUUGCAAAGGAACAGACAUUUGGCCUAGACCCAAAGUUUGCACUAGCAUUAGGCUUGACUCCUAGGGAGUUGCAUAAUAAUGCACCCAAAUCUCCAGAAAAAAGUGAUAUUCCACUGAAGCAAGACAUUCAGAGCAGACUGGACCUGGCUACACCUCAAGCCACAUCUGACCAAAUGUCUGAGGCUUUGCCUAGCUCCCCUUCAGCAACAAUAACCUUAACGGAUCGGGGGAGCCCAUUAAAAAUGAAAUGCAAGCCUGCAGACUCCAUAAGGAAAAAAUGGUGGUUGCACUAUCACACACCAACUUCUUUUGAAAAAGAGAAAGUAGCACAACCUAUAUCCUCCCAACUACUGACACUUAACCCUGAUGUCAGGCGUGUUGUCAGUAGGGGUAGGCCUCGCACAGUGAAGAAAGAUACCAGUGAUGCAUCAUGCCCACCAGCAGAUGCUCUGACCCUAUUGGCCGAUUUGGCCCUUAGUACCAGUAACGACAAAGUACUUGAACAGCAGCCAGACCACCUGGCACUUCAGCAACAAGAAUGCUGUCCAAGUUUGCUUAUAAGUGACAACAGUGUCAAAGAUGGCGGCUCUCUUCAUGAGUCAGAUGGUGAACCAGAGUCUGUCCUUCAUGCACUGCUGAAGCACCCUUCUGUUGCUAGGCUUAAACUUCCCCCUCAGUCUCCGUCACCCAAGGGGCUGGUGGUGGGGAGUGGGGAGCGGGUUGUGUUAGUCUCACAAGAGCAUUCUUACUCACUACCGCCAUCCUCCUCUCUACUAUUGGGUUUGUCAGGUUCAACCCUCCAAGUCCCCAUUUCGGAGGGACUUCAGCCGCAUCGCAAGGAUAUGGUCUAUGGUGACGGAACUCAAGCACUACGGGCCUUCCUGUGUCAGGAGCAGGACCAGAACAGGAAGGAACUCGGGAAGGAAUCCGGGGUGGCUCCAGAAUCCAUGAGAAAAGGAAUUGGGCGCAGGCAGAAGUUCCGUCGGUUACGGCGGUUCAUCGAAAAAGACCGCUCAGUUCAAGUGACAAGGCUGUGGAAGGAAAACUAUGACUUUAAUUCAGACAGCAAGUUUACCAACGACCCUAUGGAUAAAACAGUUAUUAGAGCCCUACAUGGCCCAUGGGAUUUCAACAUUGAGGACACAAACGAACAGGUUCAGCUCAUCAUCCACAUGUGGAUAGGUCUUUUCUACAGCAGGUCCACUGCUAGGUUCUUCCAGGCAGACCCAAGUCUUCUAUGUAUGGAGGAAAAAGAUUCUACAGAAGUGGAUCAUGGAAUGGUACAAGCCCAGGUUACAUCUGAGACCAAGACAAGUUCCCCUGCUUAUAUUGCCCUUUCCAGGAUCCCAGAACCUGAAGUUUUGGACCGUAGUAAUGUGGGUAAAAAAGAAUCACAACCAUUAAGCUUGGAACCUGAGGCAUUGGACCUUUCAGUGAAAACAACCUCGCCUGUGUUAGAUUUCACUGUAGACACAAAGGAUUCCCCUGAGUCCAAGCAAAGAAUAGAUUUAAAAAGUCCUUCAGUAUACCAACCAGAAAGUGGACUCCACAAGGAAAUCAUCUCUUUUCACAAACAAAGUUCUGGCCUUGAGUUAAAGGUUUACAGAGACCGUGAGGACAGCAUGACGUCAGACAAAACGAGUGAACUGGAUGAUGAUGAAACUAACACCCAUGACAAUGACAGCAAUGGUACCCUCCAAAAUGAUGUGUUCCCUAAAAUAAGAAAUUUGGAAAGUGAUGGAUCGUACAUUCUCUUGUGUGAACAGGCAGCAAGUGUGUACAUUAAUCAAGAAAAGGUCCUGGAGACUCAAAGAAUUGACCGGGGUUUGGAGGGCAAAGCCAAAAAGGAAAUCCAAAAGGAAGAGAGGAGCCAUGAUGGAGAACAAAACACAGCACGUCUUAAAACCAUGGAAUCUAAAGAUGUUGAUGAGGCGCAACAAGUUCAAGAUAACGAUUCAGUCAAAACAAUGUCAUGCACAGAGGUGCUGGGGGAUGGUGACCUUACCAAUAUGGCUGACAGAGUUGAGCGUAAUGCAAGUGAACCCAGAGAUGGGUCUUACGUUGCCAUCUGUGAUGGCAGUGAGUCAAAAAUGCACAAAGCAUAUCCUAGCGUGGAGGAUUCUGUUGAAGCAGCAAAACCAGAAGCAGUGCAUGUUGGGAAAGACACCACAAACAAGGAAAUCAAUGCACAACCUGCUGGGAAUGAUUCCAUUGGUAAGGCACUCAAAGCAAUGCAUGAUGAAAAGAUUCCCAAAGAUGUGUCACGGGAUGAUGGGAACUCCAAAAAUGAGGUGCAAACUGCAUUGCAGGAAGGGAAUGAUAAUGGUGAUGAGGCACAAACGGCAUUGCAGGAAGGGAAUGAUCAUGGUGAUGAGGCACAAACGGCAUUGCAGGAAGGGAAUGAUAAUGGUGAUGAGGCACAAACGGCAUUGCAGGAAGGAAAUGAUAAUGGUGAUGAGGCACAAACGUCAUUGCAGGAAGGGAAUGAUAAUGGUGAUGAGGCGCAAACGGCAUUGCAGGAAGGGAAUGAUAAUGGUGAUGAGGCGCAAACGGCAUUGCAGGAAGGGAAUGAUAAUGGUGAUGAGGUGCAAACGGCAUUGCAUGAAGGGAAUGAUAAUGGUGAUGAGGCGCAAACGGCAUUGCAGGAAGGGAAUGAUAAUGGUGAUGAGGCGCAAACGGCAUUGCAGGAAGGGAAUGAUAAUGGUGAGGCGCAAACGGCAUUGCAGGAAGGGAAUGAUAAUGGUGAUGAGGCUCAAACGGCAUUGCAGGAAGGGAAUGAUAAUGGUGAUGAGGCACAAACGGCAUUGCAGGAAGGGAAUGAUAAUGGUGAGGCGCAAACGGCAUUGCAGGAAGGGAAUGAUAAUGGUGAUGAGGCACAAACGGCAUUGCAGGAAGGGAAUGAUAAUGGUGAUGAGGCACAAACGGCAUUGCAGGAAGGGAAUGAUAAUGGUGAUGAGGCACUACCAACGGUGAAUUAUGAAAAAGAGUCAGGAGAUAAAGCAGCACCUGCAGUAUGUGGUGGGAAUAAUUAUGUGGCUGAAACACCACCAGAGAUAUCACAUAAUGAAAAUGAUUCCCAAAAAGAGACACCGUCAGUGGUGCAUGGUGGGAAUGAUUCGACACUACCUGUGGAAUUGUAUAGCAAGCUGUAUAUAGACGAAGAACCCACUGAUGAGGUACAACCGAUGGAACUGGUUGGGAAUGUUUCUGUUGGCACCACUCGAGUACUGCUAGAGAUGCAGGUUGAGAUUAAAUCUAACGAUGAGGUACUGACCACGAGAGUAUUUCCACUGUGUGAUGGGAACAUGCCUUUUGUAGGUGAGUUCAACACACCCAUUCAGUCCAAGGAUGUUUCAGCAGAAGCUAAAACAACAGCAGUUGAGACCGAUUUCAAUGGGAUUAGGGAGUCUAAAGAUCAGAAACGGAUAUCAGUGCCGGGUCAGAGUAAAUCUGAUAUUGGCACACAAGGGCCCCGACAUUCUCAAGACGAGACAUCAGAGGUACUGACAGGCCAGGUAGAAAUACCACUGAUUGGAGCAGGAAUUCCCAGGGAAGAUAUCUCACACACAGAUGUUCUACAUUCACACAGUCAGACAUCAGAGACAGUGCGUGCUCAGAUAGAAAUACCAUUUAUUGGAGUAGAAUUACCAUUCAUUGGAGUAGAGACGGAUAGCAAGGAUAUCAUGCACACAGAGGUGCACGACACUCACUUGUGUCAGAAAGACACACCAAUAUCUUCAGUGUGUCAUAGUGAUAAUUUGUUUUCAGGUGAAAUGUUUAGAAUAGUUUCAAAGGCAACUGAAUCUGUCAGUAGAUGCCCAACCCCUAUCGUGGACGAUGGUUACAUCCCGAUUCCUGACAUCGACAGUGGCUGCUUGGUUAACUGCGAUGCCAGUGGGGUAGGCAAACCCCUCAGCAGAUGCCCAACACCUACACAAGAUGAGCCACCUUUCGUUACAGAAUUGUCUUAUGACCAUCACACACCGAAGACAGUUUUUUUGCCCGAUUUGAAAGACAGUGGUUUUGCUCUUAUUGAAAAUGAAAAGGCUUAUUGUGAACCACAUGAACCAAGUCUUGGUAGCAGCCCUAGCUCUGUAGAGAAUAUGUUGCAUGAGUUGCGUAAAUCCAGCAACAACAAUAGCAAACCAAAUCAUUUGGAAGCCAUUGGUAAUCAGUUCUCUCAAUUAUGGACUGAACCCCGCAAGAAGCCAAUCGCCACUAGCACACCUCUCAACACCCCCUAUACUUCUUCAAAGGAAAAAAACGAUUACAGUCCUUAUUCAAAUAUGGGACUUACCCCUGCUGAACAAGACCUGUAUGCUCUUUCAAGUCACAAUUCACUGGAUAGGUUCCCUGCCUCCUAUCCCAAAACCCAUAGCACUGUAACACAGAAAGCAGCAUUCUCUGUGCCAUCAACCUACCUUGAAGUCCUGCCCAAUGACACAACAGAAAGAAUAUUAACUCGGGACUUGAGUGAAAUCGCUUUGGAGGGAGACACUAACUUGUGUCCUGCGUCAACAGAGAUUAUCAUACAGUCCAUCCGUCAGAAUAUCCCAGGAGUAAGUGGACCUACAGCAGCUUCUCAGAACCUUUCAGGGCCCUAUUUUACUGAGCCCCAUCCAUACAGCCAACAACUUGCCAUGGCUGUGAAUCUCUCCAAGAGUGAAGGCAGCAGAGGAGAGUACAGCUGGAAAGAAGGACAAAUGAAUAUUGACCCUAUGUCUUCAGAUGUUGUCAAAAGCAAACAAACCGCUGCCCCUGUCCACUCAAACACUAAUCCUCACCCGUAUAACACACCAUAUGUCACCGAAAUGAGGAGGCAGAUUGCAAGUUUGCAAGAUUAUGUUAUGGAUGAAAGUGAGGAGCCUGCCGUAGAGCAAGACAACAUUGAAUCUAGUCUAGAGACAAAUUGGAUAUCAGAUGACCAACACGCAAGUAAUACAUCCCAGUUGAAUAAAACAAAACUUGACUUCAUCAACUCUUUACGCGAGUAUCAGCAAUGGGAUAAAAGGGAAUUUGAUGAUGUUUUGGACUUCAGCAAGCAAGGCAAUUCCUCUUCAGUCACCUUCCAGUCUGAAGAAUCAGACAAAAUAUUUACCCGUAUGGAAGAGAACAAACAGGACUGGUUAAAAUAUUGUAGGUCAGAGAGGAGUGGGAACACCUCCAAAAGCCAAAUCGAUUUGGACAAUGAGCACGAGGAAGUUUCCUCAUUUGCAAAGCCAUGCCUAGUUACAGUUUUGGAUCACAAAGGAAACAGAAUCACCUAUGAAAACUAUCCCGUUCUGAAACCUUCAACAAGCACGCACACAUGGACAGCUCCGAACUCAAACAGACAGGGCUCCAGCAGUUUUCUGGAGUUCUCCAAGAGGUGGGAUGAUACACAUAACACUGAUGAAUCUGACCUCACUCAGUCUUCUGUGGAUCUGGAGACCCUCAUCUUCUCAGAGAGAAUGAACCAGAUGCUAAAACGUAAAAGGAAGAAUAACAGCAGCAGGUACAACCGAUCAAAACACCACAGGUCAACUGUAGAAGAAAGAGCUUCCUCCUGUAGCCCGGCUGUGACAGUGCACUUUUCCAGCCUGCAGGAACAGGAAAGCUCGGAAGAACACUGGGAGGGACUACCUUCACUCGCAGGGCAGAAGUUAAAAAUAGAUAUGCCUGAAAGGAAGGGUAUGCCUGAAGAAACAGACAGAGAUAUGCCACAGCAUCUUCAAAAACUCUCCUAUACAAAGGGCAGUGAGAUGACGCAUGUCAACGUUUCAGAUCUGGUUGCGGAAAGUUUCAAGGCGUACCAUGCCAUGAUGACUGAGGUCUGUGCAGGCAGAAAGUACCCACACAGAACUGAGAGACUCAAGAGAGAAGAAGCAAAGAGAAACAGUUUGCCAAAGUCUCGAACCCCAAGCAAAGACAAAGACUUCUGUGGUCAGAUGAAGAAGGACAUGUAUGACAGCCUGCAUGAUAAUCUGAACUCUGUUGUGAAACAGUCAUGUAAGAACAAGUUCAGGUUCUACAUACUGGUGACAUCAGAUGACCCAUUCUUCAACGAGACAAAGGAGCUGUUAGAAGCAGAGGGACACAUAACAGUAGAACAGUCUCAAUUCUGCCUUGGAAAGGAUAGUCCCUCAUCCCCUCUAUACAUUAUCUUGAGGAACGAAGAUAUUGCUGAACACAUUUGUGAGGUCCCUCACUUGCUUGAAUUGAAGAAGUCUCAGAAUGUGUUGUUUGCUGGUAUUGACCGUCCUGAUGACAUUGUGAACCUGACCCACCAAGAACUCUUCAGCAAAGGCGGUUUUGUGGUGUUUGAGGGAGCAGCACUGGACACACUCAGCCUCAGCAACAUUAAGAAAAUGUCUGGUUUCCUUGAGGGGCUAAGUAAAAAGGGGAAGUGGAAAUGGCUCUUGCAUUACAAAGACAGCCGGAAGUUGAAAGAGAGCGCACGGUCUAGUGCUGAGGCACAGGGUAAAAAGAGCUUCAUGGACAACUGCCAGGAGGCUGGAAUGGUGGAGGUCUUACCCUACCAUGAAUGUGACGUCAUUUCAAGGACACGACCCAACUACCUCCACUGUCUAGUCCGCCUGCAGGUCCAGAACAUAUCAGCUCGUCUACCUGUAUUUAUAACUGACACAACGGCAGACAAAGCGUUUGCAAAACAUGGGAUAUUCACAAUGAAUAUUAACUCCUUCUUGCUGAUUUCUCAGAGUGACACUUGCACUAUUUCUUAAACUGACGGGGAAGCCUGACAGAAGUCUUCAGUACAGUCAAUCAAAUUUGAUUUAUAAAGCCCUUUUUAUACUGAACAAAAACAUAAAAUGUAACAUGCAACAAUUUCAAAGAUUUUACUCGGUUAGAGUUCAUGUAAGGAAAUAAAUUGGGCCCUAAUCUGGAUUUCACAUGACUGGGCAGGGGUGCAGCCAUGGGUGGGCAUAGGCCCAGCCGCUUGGAAGCCAGGCCCAUCCACUUGGCAGUCAGGCCCACCUACUGGGGAGCCAGGCCCAGCCAAUGAGAAUUUGUUUUUCCCCACAAAAAGGAUUUAUUACAGACAGAAAUUCAGUGUACAUUAUCAACAGCUGUCACAAAGUGAUUUAAAUGAACCUGACCCAGACUCCAACGAGCAAGCAGAAGAACCGUGGCAAGGGAAACGUUGUAACCUCGCGAAGAACCAGACUCAGAAGAGGAUGCCCCUUCACUCCAAAAUCUGCUUUUAGGGGGUCAUUGGGAGUUAGACACACUGAUCUAAAUCAUUGUGGUGUAAGAAUAAAAUAAUUCUCAGUAAGUUAUGUUUAUAGCAAGGCUUUGUGUAUUGCUGUUUGUCUUUUUUUUUUGGUUCCUUAGUGUAAAUCAAAUUGUGUAGAUUUAUUUAUUCUUAAUUUUCUAUGACAGGUAGAUUCUGUAUGGAUUAACGAUGACAUCUGCUUCAAUGCAGAGCUCUGUGUUAGUGUAUUUAUUUGUACGUUUGUAAAUACAUUUAUUGCACAUUUGCGAUAAAGAAAUUGA
Molecule: messenger RNA, 11890 nt
Organism: Oncorhynchus kisutch (coho salmon)
Lineage: Eukaryota; Metazoa; Chordata; Actinopteri; Salmoniformes; Salmonidae
Exons: 22
Coding region: 712-11118 (3468 amino acids)
Biological process (GO): negative regulation of gene expression, epigenetic
Cellular component (GO): nucleoplasm
Source: RefSeq, a predicted model, not a curated record